UUCGAACGAGCAAAGAUCGGGCGACGGUUUUCGAAACGAUUACGAUUAGAUGCUGAUUCUAGUUGGUGUAAACAUAAAGAUAUAAAAUCCUGCUGUGCUGUGUUUGAAGAGACUUGUUCAAAGACUGUCGAAGAUAUGUGCAGUUCGAGUUGAAAAACGUUAUCGUUGUUAAAAAUUCAUGCGUUCAAGUUAAGUGCAGGUUUCCUUUUUGUGGAGAUAAUUAUUGCAGCAAUUGACGAUUGCGCAUCCCCUGUGCCAGAUAGUAGCGCUUGCAUUCCCGAAGCCUGCAGAAACCCGGCAGCAACCACUGGUUUCGAUUGCGACCAGAUAACGAUGAUCAUUACUUGAAGCCCGCACAGACCCAUACUACACUUUCUUAUUCGCACAGUGAAGGGGAUCGUCAGAAGAUGUUACAGUUGCUAAUAUCGGCCUGUCUGGUGACGUACGGCGUCUGUAGGCCUGAUGUUUCUCACAUUUUAAAGCAAAACAGAACGGGUAAGGCGUUUCAUCCACUGGACUAUUUGGCUGAACAGAAGCUCGAUUCAGGCGGCAAAGCCGCUCAGCGAAAUGAGUUCGGUAUCUUCGAUUAUUUUUCUGCUUUUAAUGAAUCAGAGGUUAAUAACCUUGGUGUAGGUUUACCGUUAGUGGCCAAAACUGGAAGUGAUCGAAAUGCUUGGGGUAGAGGGUUUAGAAAUUCAAUAAAACCUUCCCCUUUCAAACGAAAUGUGGUGCAAAAUGGCUACACUUACGAAAAACCAGCAAAUCCUUUGCCAAUAAAACCAAGUGGACCGUUGGAUUUUCCCAUUAAUCCCGAUGCGAAUCUGAUAAAGCCUGUGUCUACCCAGGCACCAGAAUAUUUACCACCUUUGCAGCAGCAACCAGCAGCUGGCACUACAAUUGGCUCUUCAACAACCGCCAGCACACAGACUCUGAAUACAAUAAAUGACUCAAGUAUCCAGAAGCAAAGUGCUAGGACACCAUUAACCGAUAAUACUGAAAGUGGUUAUGAUUCAACAACCACAGGCAUCGAAAAUCAAGAAUCUGAUAAAUUCACAUCUACUACAAGCAGCUAUAAACCGCAGGAAACAACACCGAGUGCAACAGCUCAACCUUUGAAUGUUGAUGGUUCACAAAACGUUCUAAAUAUGAACGGAUAUCCAGGACCUAACGAUUCAGAAUCAUCUACCGAAAAUGUAUUCACUGGAUACCCCCGCGGGCCUACAACUCCAAGUACAAGUCCAGUCGCACAAAGUUCUUUUAGUGAUUUCUCCCAAGAAACGACAGUAGUUCCGUAUGAUACUUCUGAUCCGACGGGAAGCUCUUCAACUGCUCAGCAAAAAAAUGAUAACGACCAGGGCUAUAACUACAAUAAACCUGUUAUACCUCCAAAUCUGAAUGAUGUAAUCGGUGAACCUGGUGAUAUUAAUGAACUAGCAACUACCACCCAAAGCACCACAACUACACGCAAGCUCAAUGGCUUGUUCAUCCCUCCUAAGCCCGUACCAGGAUUAGUAGUUCCAGAAACGCCAAGUACCGAGAAAACUCCAACGGUUACAACUGCAACAAUGAGACCAGCAGUAGAAACAACAACAGGUUUUAUACCUGCCCAGUCUAUGUCCACUGCUGCUCCUGAAUACCUACCGCCAGGCGAUUCAUCGGAAACUAACGCACCAUAUGAUUCCACGCAACAGUCGUCCACUGAUUUAACACAGUCUACUGUAGCAUUUGCUACGAGAUUGCCUGGUUCUGAACCUGCCACUCCCGCUCAAAUGACAACCAACACAAUUUUCAACAUGGAGAGUACUCAGACGGAAGGUUACACGAGUCCCGAUGAAGACGUGUCACCUUUCAGCGGCUACUCAACCAGUAGACCUUCAUCAGUCGGUUAUACCCUUCCGACGUCUGAUAUUCCAAGUUACUCUACAACAAUUCAUGUCUCUGAGUCAUCAUCUAGUCACGAGCAACCGGAAUACUCUACCACUGGACAUUCUGCAGGAACCACUGUUGGUGAUUUCUCUUCGCCAUCCUUUGCCAGCGAAUCAAAGAGCGAACCACAGUACUCAACAUCGACGUCAGCUGUAGGACAGUCAUCACUUUCUACAGCAGCUCCCGAGUAUCUUCCGCCGGAUGCAGACGGUACAACAGGUUACUUUUACCCACAAGCGAACACCUCAACAGUUUUUCCAGAGUACCGACCUGAGCGAACGGAUCUUCCCCCCAGCAAUCAACCAAGUUUGGAAAAUCUAGCCGGCUCAUCAAAACCCUCAAUGGAAGCAAUGCCAAUCAUUUCCGAAUGCAAUAACCUAGCUCCGGAUAUGAAUUCUCAGCCCAACUAUCUGCCUCCCGAUAUGGAAGAUAACACAGGGUUGCGGAUUGUAGUUGAGGAUUCGCCACUUAACGAUGGCAGUGUUAUUUUACCCCAGGAAAGGCACUCGAGCACCGCUGCUGAUACGAUAACUACGUACCAUCCGACAACAUCACCACGGACGACCGCCGCUAUCGAAUCCGAAGCGGAGGGCUCAGAGCUACAACCUCAACUAGCAGCCGCAGCUUCGGACACUAAUGAGGCAGGCUACAAUUACCAGGUUCCAGGAGAUAAGCUUCCGCCGCCGCCCGCUCCUGUGGUACCAUCACACACAUUGGAUGAUAGCGGAUAUCACUAUAAAAUCCCUAGUGUUCCUUUUCAGUAGUUCUGUUACAAACAGUGGACGCUCCCUAAUUCAUGUAGGUCAAUAAGCGCAUCGAACCAUUCACGCAUGUAAAUCUUUGGGAUGCCUUAUUUCGAUAGAGAAAAACUACGUGUGCAUCAAUUCAGUCGGCAGAAUCAUUAGUACUCAGUAAAGCCUCGUUUUUUGCUGGAACAACAGACGAACGUUUAGCGCCUCAUAAUUUAUUUCGUUUGCAUCGGCAAUAUUUUUCUAACGAUAAUUGUUUUUUUUUUCACCAUGUGGCUACAGCUACGUUGCAACUGGAGGCUGGAAUGGGUGAUGGGUGCUCUUGGAAGAACGAUUGUCAUCUUUGGCGGCGCGCGGUGCCACCGUGCGCUUCAGUCACCACUUAUGUAACUCGCAGUAAAAAUCGAACAAUCGAAUUCGGCGGCAGUUCGAUCGUGUCUUCUUCUUUAAUUGAAAGGUUUUGUUUGGGUACAUCGGCACUGUGGGUGAAAAAUGUGUUUUCAACUCAGCUUGAUGGAUCAAGAGAAGCCGCGGGUGAAGGGAAAAGAGAAAAUUGCAUACGAUCGUUUACCUGAGAGCUGUUUUGAGCGGGCUUUUACGAGCAACGACACUGCUUUGUCAUGCUUAAGCGAAGGUAAGUGUUAUGGGAAUCGAUGGCUUGCUUGAGUCUAGAGCGUGGUUAUGAGCAUUACUGACUGGGAAUUGGCUCAGAUUGCAAUGUUGUUGGGACGCUUUUUUUUAGAUAAAAUUGCAUGUCCCUGAAUCAGGAACUGUCAAUUCAGUUACUAGAUAAUUAAAUGCAAGCCACCGGGAUAGGUAGAAUCUGCUAAUAAGGCAUUUCAUAGAUCAUACACCCAAGAAGCAUACAAUUUACGAGAUAUAACUAACAUGCUAUGAAUGAAAAGUGAAGUAAAAGUCAGUAACAUGUAACUGAAUGAAUUUUCUGAUAAACCAAAUUCGAAACAGUUGCUGCUGGUAAACUUUUUGUCAGCAAAUAGAGUAAUAAUGUUGUCGUAAAUGACAUUUUAAGCAAAUCAACAAAUUUAUCUUUAUGGGUUGCUAUUUCAAGUACUAAGUACCUAAACAAUAAAACAUCUGACAGACAUUGAAUGCAUAAUAGAUCGUUAGAAAAAGGUUUUUUAUUCUCUUCGGCGUUUUCAAGCUGUGUGUGAAGUUUUAGAAAAUGGCAUGAUUCAUGAACACAAGAUUAAAAACUUUUUCGGUUGAAACCAGCCGUUAUGGGCAAGAAGGCCAUUAAAUUGUCAAUUAGAUUUAACUGCUCUGUCCUUGCCAUUAAGCUUAUUUAAUUGAUUAAGAUGUCGCCCAAACAUUUUUCCAAGUAGCCCGACAAUUGCAUACACUUUAAGUAGCGCUUUGUAAUGCAACAGCGUCGCAGCACUCCAUGUUAAUACCCAUAGCAACCGCUACCCGCACCAUCGCGUCCCUCAAUGAUACUCGGCUCGUAGACAGAAAUUACGCAUGAAGCCGAUUGUAGCGCCGUUAAAAUGAUAAAUCAUGCACCUUUAUAGACCAAACUCAUUUACCAGCAUCGUCCAUCCCAUCCCUUCUAGC
Molecule: messenger RNA, 4247 nt
Organism: Wyeomyia smithii (pitcher-plant mosquito)
Lineage: Eukaryota; Metazoa; Arthropoda; Insecta; Diptera; Culicidae
Product: mucin-2-like
Exons: 3
Coding region: 408-2690 (760 amino acids)
Source: RefSeq, a predicted model, not a curated record